This is a messenger RNA of Desarmillaria tabescens, 1288 nucleotides long. Its product is annotated as aryl-alcohol-oxidase from pleurotus Eryingii. The coding region runs from base 1 to 1281 and encodes 426 amino acids. The transcript has 8 exons. Gene Ontology annotation, molecular function: flavin adenine dinucleotide binding; oxidoreductase activity, acting on CH-OH group of donors. Lineage: Eukaryota; Fungi; Basidiomycota; Agaricomycetes; Agaricales; Physalacriaceae. The record is from RefSeq and is a predicted model, not a curated record.
AUGUUCUACUCGCGUGGUUCAUCUCAAGAUUACGAUCGUUAUGCCCAGAUCAGUGGCGACCCUGGUUGGGGAUGGGAGGCACUGCAACCGUACAUUCGAAAGAAUGAACGCUUUGUCCCCCCUAGCGACCACCACAACACCACUGGUCAGUUCAAUCCUGCGGUCCAUGGCUUCGAUGGCAUCAAUUUGGUGUCCCUUCCUGGAGUCCCGCGUGCUACGGAUAGCCGCGUCAUUCAAACUACGUCGGAGCUUCUGGACGAUUAUCCAUUCAAUUUGGAUUACAAUUCCGGAUACCAAUUAGGAAUCGGAUGGAUUCAAUACACAAUUGGAAAUGGGACUCGAAGCAGCUCGCAGACGUCCUAUCUUGGACCCAUGUAUAUCGGACGGCCAAAUUUGCAUAUCCUGACCAAUGCCUACGUCACUCGAAUCCUACAGUCCAAUACCCAAAACACCAAAGGCGAGCCGACAUUUGACGCCGUCGAGUUCACCCAGGACACAGGAGCAACUAUACAUACCCUGGCACCAGCUGGUCUCAAAGAACUCAUUCUCUCUGCCGGAUCCAUGGGCACCCCGCGUAUCCUCCUCCACUCUGGUAUCGGCGACAAAACCGAGCUAAAAGCUAUAGGGAUCACACCGGCGCUCCAUCUUCCUGACGUUGGAAAGAACUUGACAGACCAUACCUUAUGGACUAUCAGCUUCUUCGUAGGCUUCCUUCGCGUUCCUGAAGACGCUGGUAUAUUAGACGGAGAUCCAUGUGCGGGAAAUGAGACUGCUCACUACGAGCUUAUUUUCGUGAAUGGCAUCCUCUUGGACCCUCCUCCUACAGGAAACUUCUUUUCUAUCACAAUCAUGGAUAUAUGCCCUUUGUCGCGCGGGAAUAUCAUAGUUAACAGUACAAACCCUAUGGAUCCGCCACUGAUCAAUCCAAACUAUUUCUCGCAUGCUCAAGAUCUUGCCAUUAUGCAAUUUGCUGCUGAGAGUGCGAAGAAGUUUGUUACUGCUGUGGUAUGGAACAACUACAUACUCAGUGUCACUGCAAAUACUACCGAAGAUGAUAUCCGGAAUGGCGCUAGCAGUGCAUUCCAUCCUGUGGGUACCGCAAGUAUGUCACCCGCCGAUGCCAAUUGGGGCGUAGUAAACCCGGAUUUAAAGUUGAAGGGCGUGAAGGGAGUGAGAAUUGUAGAUGCUUCAAUUUUGCCAUUCGUACCCGCGGCUCAUACUCAGGUUCCGGUAUAUCUAAUCGCAGAGAGGGCCGCCGAUUUAAUCAAAGCAGAUAUAUGAUAUUUGU